GAGAGCCUCUGAGCGCGCCGCGCACGGGCUGUGCACACUCCGGAGGAUCUGGGCACCGGGAGAGCGGAGGAGAUGAACUUUGGAAAUUUACUUCUCUCGGUUCUCCCAUUCAUCGCCGCCGCUUCAGGGUCCCGGGCACGCUUUGAGGACAGCUCGCCCCGGAUCGUGGAGGACCCCUCGGACCUGAUCGUCUCCAAGGGGGAGCCCGCCACCCUCAACUGCAAGGCGGAGGGCCGGCCCGCCCCCGGCAUCGAGUGGUACAAGGAUGGCGAGCGGGUGGAGACGGACAAGGACGACCCGCGCUCCCACCGCAUGCUGCUGCCCAGCGGCUCGCUCUUCUUCCUGCGCAUCGUGCACGGCCGGCGCAGCAAGCCGGACGAGGGCGUCUACACCUGCGUGGCCCGCAACUACCUGGGAGAGGCCAUCAGCCGCAACGCCUCCCUGGAAGUGGCCAUCCUGAGAGAUGACUUCCGGCAGGCGCCGAGCGACGUGGUGGUGGCCGCCGGCGAGCCCGCCGUGCUGGAGUGCGUGCCGCCGCGCGGACACCCGGAGCCCGCCGUGUCCUGGAAGCGCAACAACGUGCGCGUCAGCACCAAGGACGAGCGCAUCUCCAUGCGUGGGGGCAAACUGAUGAUCUCUCACACCAGGAAGAGCGACGCUGGCAUGUAUGUUUGUGUGGGCACUAAUAUGGUCGGCGAGCGGGACAGCGAUCCCGCGGAGCUGGUGGUGUACGAGCGGCCCGUGUUGGUGCGGCGGCCGGUCAACCAGGUGGUCAUGGAGGAAGAGACGGUGGACUUCCUGUGCGAAGUCCACGGGGAUCCCGCUCCGACCGUGCGCUGGCGGCGAGAGGAGGGCGAGCUGCCCCGCGGGAGGUUCGAAAUCCGCAACGGCAACAGCCUGCGUUUGUUCCGCGUGAAAGAGCAGGAUGAAGGGACGUAUACCUGCACGUCUGAGAACAGCGUGGGCAAGACGGAGGCCUCGGCCAUGCUGCAGGUCCACGUGCCGCCUCAGAUUGCUGCCAAGCCACGAGACCAGAUUGCCACCCAGGGAAGGAGCAUCACCUUCCAGUGCGGCACCACAGGAAACCCUCCACCUGCCAUUUUCUGGCAGAAAGAGGGCAGCCAGAUGCUGUUGUUCCCGGGCCAGCCGCCGUCACAGUCGGGCCGUUACUCCGUCUCCAUGAGCGGAGAGCUGACCAUCACCGACGUCCACCCCGAGGACUCGGGCUUCUAUAUCUGCCAGGCCAUCUCCGUGGCCGGGAGCGUGCUGACGAAGGCGCUGCUGGAGGUGGAGGGAGGUCCCUCCGGUCGUAUCCCCCCGAUCAUCCGCCAGGGACCGGCCAACCAGACGGCGUCUCGAGGCGCCACGGCGCAGCUGCACUGCCGCGUGGUCGGCGGAACCUCGGUGAAGAUUUCGUGGGACAAGGAUGGAGAGAGACUCGAGGGGAAACAACCUCGAGUGACCUUGAUGGAGAACGGCACGCUGCAAAUCGCAGACGUGAAGGACUCUGACUCGGGGAUGUACACGUGCGAGGUCUCCAGCAUCACGGGGGAGUCGAGCUGGAGCGGGAUGCUGACUGUCAGAGAGGACGGAGCCUCGUCGCCGUCCAGGGUCUCCGAGUUCAUCCAGCUGCCGGGGCCGCCGCAGAAGCCCGUGGUGACGGAGGUCACCAAGAACACCGUCACCCUCACCUGGCAGUCCAAUCCGCACGAGGGCGGAGCCGCCGUCACCUCCUACAUCAUCGAGGCCUUCAGCCAGUCGGUGGGCAGCACCUGGCAGACCGUGGCGGACCAUGUGAGGCAGGAGAGGCACACGGUGCUUGGACUCUUCCCAAACACCGUUUAUCUCUUCAUUGUCCGAGCGGUGAACUCCUACGGCCUCAGCGACCCCAGUCCCAUCUCCGAGCCUGUCCGGACGCAGGAUGGGAGUCCCACCGAGCAGGGCGUGGACCACCGCCAGGUGCAGCGGGAGCUGGGGGAGGUGUCCAUUUACCUGCAGAAGCCGCUGGUCCUGUCUCCCACCGGCGCCAAGAUCUCCUGGACCGUCGCCCGCCAGUCGCGGUACGUUCAGGGCUACCGGGUGUUUUACCGGACCAUCGGCAGCUCCUGGCUGGUCCAGGACGUGGAGGCCACGUCGGACCACAGCACCAUCCUGGUGGACCUGCACAGCAACACGGAGUACGAGGUCAAGAUCCGGCCGUAUUUCAACGAGCUGCAGGGACACGACAGCCUCAUGGUGCUGCUGCGGACUCCAGAAGAAGUCUUGAGUGCGGCCCCUCAGGCCGUGUCGGUGGUGCAGCUCACCAACAGCUCCAGCAUCAGCGUGUCCUGGGAGCCGCCGCCGCACAACACCCAGACCGGGAUCAUCCGGGAGUACAGGGUCUGGUGUCUGGGCGGCGACGCGGAUCUCGAGAGCCAGAUCAACCGGACGGUGGACGGCGCGGUGCUGUCCAUCCUGCUGACCGGCCUGCUGCCCGGCGUGCCGUACAGCGUGGCGGUGGCUGCCGUCACCAGCCUGGGCGUGGGCGCCCAGAGUCCGCCCGUCAGCCUCCUCCUCGCUCCUCCUCUGGAGAAGACUGUAACGCCCAUGAAGAAAGAAGACCUGAGCAUCGCCGAGCAGAUCGCCGGCGUCAUCCGGCAGCCGGCCUUCAUCGCCGGCCUGGGCGUGGCGGCCUGGCUGGUGCUGAUGGGCUUCAGCGGCUGGCUGUACUGCCGCCACCGCAGGAGGAAGCAGCUGGGACACUACACCACGUCCUUCGCGUACACGCCGGCAGUCGGCUUUGCUCACAGUGAAGGAUCGGGAAUCAUCAACGGAGGGCCUGGGCUGCUGGGAUCGAACAUGGGUACCUACCCCUGGCUGGCGGACUCGUGGCCCACGCCGAACCUCGGCCACGGCGGCAAAGACUCGGUCAACUGCUGCUCCGGAAAGCUGGACUCGGAGCGAUAUUACAACACUGUCGGCAUCGCCAGCUUCCCCAACCCGCCGGAGAAGCGCAGCACGGCGUCCACCGACAGCCCCAUCUACAGCACCAUCAACACCACGGCCGACGACGACCUGCUGGCCUACUACGACACCUACUCCAGCGCGUCCUUCAACCAGGGGCCCGACCCGUACAGCAGCAACCCCGUGCUGGCCAACGGCGGGCUGGUGGGUCUGGAGCCGGACCUGGACCAGUGGACCAUCAAGUCCGGCCAGUCCGGAUCGGAAUACGCUAAACUGCAGUACAGCAAGAAGAGCGGCGACAAACUGGUAAAGCAGAGAUCCACCGGCUCCUCCUCCAAAUCUGCUCCCCUCACCUGGGUGGAUGUCCUGUCGCUGCCUCUUCCCGCCAACAAAGACAGAGGUCACGCCCAAACAGGCCAAGAGGAGGCGCAGCACAGCUCUGGGGAGGAAGAUGACGAUGAUGACUGGUGUCCUCCGCUGCCGGCCAGAACCUACCUGAUGGACGUGUCCAGAGAGGAGCUGUCCAGCGUGCCCCCCAGGCCGGAGGAGCUUUCCUACUCGGCCACGCUGACCGUGUCCCCCCAGCGAGACGCAGCCAGGUCCAGCGACAGUCCACGACUGCAGCACUUCGACCUGCUGAGCCGCCAGCACCAGGUCUCCCAGUCCAAUCCCGACCUGUUUAUUAACGCCAAGGCUCGAGACGGCGGCGAGGCGUACCACACCAGCCAGUGGGCCGACGACCUCGGGAAAGGACAAGCUCCCGCCGCAGCGCCGAGCCCCGCCGCCGCCGCCGCGCACAGAUCCAGGAGUAAGAAGAAAACGCCCAGGGACGGCCAGAGCCGGAGAGAGCUGCUUGAUGACACAGACGACUCCCUGCAGCUCCUGGCCGACGUUUUGAGCCGAAGCCGCGGAGACGGCGAGAGGAAGGAGAGCAGCAUGUCGCCCCCUGUCCAGAGGAGGGGGGAGCAUUUCUCACCCCAGAGGAGAGGCUCCACAAAGUGGUCGUCACAAGAUGAGAAUGUAAUCCCGUACGGACAGUCCGGCUUCCUGCCCAAGGUCCAGAUGUCGGGCUACGGCUCCCUGGGCGGGGGGGUCUUUCCACGGCCCUCCACGGCCGGUCGGCGGAGAGACGAGAACCUGAUGUAGACAGACGGCGGCGGCGGCGGCGGCGGCGGCGGCGUGACGUGACGUUCUCCUUUUUCCUCCCUGGACUCCUAUCUGUGCGAACCAUCAAUCUGUUGCCAUGGUAUCUUAUGAAAAACUGAAGACAAAAGGGAAAGAAAGCUUAGAGGCUUGCCAUCUGCCUUCUCGCAAACUAUUUGUAAUCUUUUUAUUUUAUUUGAUUUGAUUUGAUUUGAUUUGAACGAUUCAGUCUAUUUUCUGUGAUUUCCUCCACCUCUCCUCUGUGUAUAUAGACAUCUUUACAGUUUUUUAAAAGAUGUGAUCAGAUAUAUUACUAAAAAUUAAACCGUUGGGGGGGAAAUAUUGUAUUUUUAGGAAAUGGGAAGCAGAUGUAAGUAUUCCAUAGAUGUACAGCAGAUUACUGAAUGUAUCUUCUGUUUGCUCCUGACCAUGAAACCAUGAUGUCUGAGGAAAGACGGCAAAAGACAUGAGUCGGAAAAUGUGUUAAUAAACCAUCAUGUUGGUGUGUGUGUGUAUGUCUGUGUGUGUUGCUGUUUUUAUCUUUCAUCUCUGUGUGGCUGUGUACUGUGGUACUCCAGUAGAUCACCAGUGUGUUCAUUUUUAAACUUAUCAAUAAAGCAUUUGUUAC
Salarias fasciatus (jewelled blenny) is the source of this 4714-nucleotide messenger RNA. Its product is annotated as roundabout homolog 2. Bases 73 to 4089 code for a protein of 1338 amino acids. NCBI's taxonomy places the organism in Eukaryota, Metazoa, Chordata, Actinopteri, Blenniiformes, Blenniidae. The record is from RefSeq and is a predicted model, not a curated record. The transcript is spliced from 26 exons. Gene Ontology annotation, molecular function: protein binding.